AUGUCGACGGAGGAGAGACGCCGAGCGAUGAUUCGACACAUCGAGCUCGGACCGAGGGAUUUACUCUCGAGCGCCGACGCCGACGCGUCGACGCGACCGUGGAUCAGGGUGACGCAAGAAAAGAUCGAUGCGUUCGCGGACAUCACGCACGACGAUCAGUACGUGCACCGAGCGGACGCGCCGGGUGGAGCGAUCGCGCACGGGUUCCUCACGCUCGCCCUGCUCACCGCGGCGACGCGCGACGCGACGGCUCCCUCCUCAUCCUGGGCCAAGACGCAGAUCAACUCAGGGAUCGAUCACAUGCGUUUUCUCUCCCCCGUUCCCGCCGAUUCCGGCGUGCGCGCUCGCUCUCUUCGCAUCGACGCCGUCGCUCCGCUCGGCGUCCCGCCCGCGGGCGUUCGCGUCGCCUACCUCGCCGAGAUCGAGUGCGGGCUCGACGGCGACGACGCCCCGCGUCCGUGUCUUCUCGUUCGAUGGGUCGUUCGGCAGUACCUCUGA
Ostreococcus tauri is the source of this 498-nucleotide messenger RNA. Its product is annotated as MaoC-like domain. NCBI's taxonomy places the organism in Eukaryota, Viridiplantae, Chlorophyta, Mamiellophyceae, Mamiellales, Bathycoccaceae. The coding region runs from base 1 to 498 and encodes 165 amino acids. The transcript has a single exon. The record is from RefSeq and is a predicted model, not a curated record.